UUCCGGGUAAGGAGAACAGUUUACUUUCAAAGUAAAUACAGCUCCACUGUCCAAUUAAAAACACCUCUCAUCGAGAAAUUAGAACAUUUAUUAUCAAUCCGACUGUUCGGGAUAAUUUAAAACGCCUCAAGAGUUGCUAUUUUUAAUAUCGAGUUCGCGAGAAUUUAAUUGAUAUCAACCCAACGCGGUUUUAAGACUGGUAGCUUGGGCCCCGCCGUCGACAUACUGGCUCCCAUGUUCGUCACACAUUGGGAUUUGUACUUCAAGGACGAAAACAAAUGCGGAAGCCACGGCGAAAGGCAUAAGUUUCAACAGCUGAGUUCGAUUUCAAUGUCAAAAGAACCCUUGACAGCACACACAUACGCCUAAUGCAAAUCUUGUCAGAGCCUUAGAGAAGUUUACCGAACGAACAUUAUCAGUUGAUUCAAGUCAGUGUUCUGCUAGUAUCGCGCCGAGGUCUUCUCCUGCUCAGUGAUCUGAAAACCUUCCCGAUUUGUUCGUUCAUUUUCCCUACUGAAGUAAGAGGAAAGUUAUGUCCAACAACACCAGCUCUUGUGAAGAUUCCGCCUUUCCUUCAGCAGCAGCCGCCGAGAUCGUUAAAACAGCUGCUUACCUUCUCAUUUGUGUGAUAUCAACAGUAGGAAACCUGCUCGUUAUCAUAAUCGUGCUUAAAGACCGCCGCUUACGAUCAGUUACCAUCAAUCAAUUCAUCGUCUCCAUGGCAAUUGCUGAUUUGCUAACUUCUCUAUUUAACAUGACGGUCGAAAUUUGGAUUCACAUCAAAAAGGCUGCUGGCCAACAGAUUUUCUGGUUUGAAGGAGCCGGUGGCGUUGUCCUGUGCAAAGGUAUUGUUGUUGUUCAGGGCUUAUCCAUAGCCUGCUCCGUCUUAACUCUCAUCGCUAUAGCCGUUAAUCGCUUCUUUGCAGUGUUUUACCCACUUAAAAUGGGCUCUACCAAGUCACUGUCGAUCUUUACCAUUACUUUCAUUUGGCUAGUCUCCUUCGCCACCUCUUCGCCAAUGCUGUACGCCAUGAAAGUCAUCCAAAGAGAAGACGGCAAUCUGCACUGCAUCGAACAGUGGUCUCCAGCGUUUGAAGGUGAGUCACCUCACAAAAACUACACCCUAUUUCUAAUCACGCUGCUGUACGCUUUGCCUCUGGCUGCAAUCAGUGUAUUAUAUACGGCUAUUGUACGGAAAGUAUGGAAAAGGCAGGUUCCGGGGAACUUGACCGCUCCAAACCAACUGGUCGAGCUUGCAACCAAAAAGCGCGUUCUCAGAAUGCUAAUUACCGUUGUGAUCGUCUUUGGGCUUUGCUGGCUGCCAUACUACACGUACUUGUCCAUGAAUUUCAUUGUCGAUAGUUGCCCGCCUGCAAACGUGAUGUUCAUUGGUCUGUUUCUUGGUCAUGCCAAUUCCGCUAUCAAUCCAUGUAUUUAUGCAAUAUUCAACAAAGAAUGCCGCAGCAGCCUUAGAAGUUUCAAUCGUGCAUGCCUGCCUAUGUUGCCUAGGAGUCGCGUGCCAAGGACGUCCAAUCAGAACACGAUGAAACUGACUGAGUUUGGCACCGAGGGUACAACUCGAGAACAAGGAAAAAGAUCCUCUCCUCUCUAAAAGAUGAAAGGGGUAACUAGACCACAGUUAGGGACGUUUGUAAAAGUUACUUAACUGGUAUACGUUUGACAUGUGGCUGAUAAACCUAAAGGUGCUAUGGGUGUCAGACAAUGUUUAAGCAGGGUUUCGGCUCUCGAUCACCUGCGUUACCUGAAACAUCUUUUCCACGAGGAAAAGAGGAAAAUUUCUGGAGCUUAUGGCAACUUGAGUGAGUAUUUUGUCAUCAUUUUGUCAUCAUUUGUUAAUAGAUGGAAUUAUUUGAAUGACAACAUUGGCCAAGAGUUACCGAAAAUUAAAUAUGCAUCUAUGUGGAGUGGACAUAUAAUUGCACGGAAAACUAAUAAGGGCUUCAUCAAAUGACGUCUUGGUUUUCUAGUACAUAAACACAUCUAGGUACGCUAGGGAAACGAAACAUUGACAGAAGCCAUCAGUAUAAGUUUGGUUAGCUGUUCAGAUGUUUAACAAAUUGGUAACUUUUUCAAAACAGAAAACUUAAUUGAAUAAAAGCUGCGACUGUAAGUAUACGAAUAUUUUUUUGUUUGCUUUGAUGGGCGUCAAGGCUUUUGAUAUCUACAACGCGCGGUGGAAAUCGUUGCAUCAAGUACCCCCAAAAAGCGAGAUAAGAGUGGCAAAUUUAAUUUAUUUUUCCUGCGAUAAUAACCUUGGCCAGGUCCUAUGUCGUCUUCCUUUCACACGCUAAGAUUUCCAAGGGAGAUAAACAAAACUGUGAUAGUGAUGUAAGCCAAAACCCAACUGACCGAUUAACAAUGAGGAAAAAUUAAACGGCUCACGAACAAAGAACUUUAAAAAAGUUUUCAGUUUUUCCAAAUGCCCGAUACAUGACUUAACACUGAUGGUGUUUUUCAGUUUAAUGUGUGCUAUUUCUCUAAACAUAAAGCUUACAUCAUUAAAAUAUUUUAACUUAUAACAAGUUUGGUUUGGAAAGAUUGGUAGCAGGAAUAAGUGGUUUUAGCUUCAUAUUCUACCAGUGGUUUUCAUUUCAGUUAUAAUAUAUUACUGGUGUUAGGCAUUUUAGUCUCCACUGCUAAUUGUUGUAUUUUCGGGUUACAAUAUAUAUAUAUAGUAAAACCCACGUGAAAGAACCUACUUUUUUAAAGUCUGGCAAAAUAGGUUCUUGUAUUCUGGGGUAGUUAUUGCCAUUUUAGGCUAAGUAGGUUCUUAAUUAGGCUCUUCAUUUCGAUGAAGGAGUUAUGGUUGAUGAUUACCACAAAAAUAAAUAAACCUGGGUUUGGUCCUUGAAUAUACAAUAUUUAUUCACAACUGUAUCGUGUAAUUUCUUCUAAAAUAAAUUUGCGAUGUCAAUGUCUCACUUCUUGGUUAAAGGGUUUACCAUAAUUUAACUGUAAUUAACAUAUAAGAACCUUCUUUUUCUUGCUUAGCUAGACAUGUUCUAAUACUUUUGAGUAUUGUAAUGCGGCAAAUUUUUGUCAGCAGGUUCUUAAACCACUGGGUUCUAACCUGCGGGUUUUUUACUAUAGCUAAAUGGUCAAAUCAAAUGAAAUUGUCAUUUUUUUUCUAGUGUAAAUAUAUAUUUUUUGUUUUCAUACAUUCCCAACUUAAUUGCGAAUUUAUUACUUUCGCCAUUGGUGGUUCAUAAAAUGUACAUGACAACGAAAAAGCUUGUUAUCGAUUAAAAAUCAGUAUGACUGUGAUUACAAAUGAAAUUUAUAGAAAAACAUAUCCUCUAGCUAAUAUAAUAUUUUUUGGGGGAGCAUGAAGCUCGAUCUGGUCAAAGAAGGAGCCGGCCGGGUCUAUAUAUUACGAAAGGAACUUAAUUAUAAUUGUAGGCUUCCUUUAACGAAGUUACAAGAAUGUGACUGAAUAAAAUUUAACACUAGAGUUAUAAAACAAUAAAUAAUUGAAAUGAAAAAAAAUAACAUUAAUUGCCUGUUAAAUGUCGUUUGAUCUGAAAUGCCGGUUAGCUCAAUGGUGGAGUAUUUUGCUGGUGUAUGAAUGUGUAUCGCUUGCUGGAAAAGAAUUUACACCUUCCUCGAAAGCAGUCGUCUUGUUUCUAGUUCGACUACUGCCCUGUGCUCGGGUCGUGUGCUGACGAAAGCUGCUUUCUCAGGUUUAUAACAAAGAGUUUCUUGGGAAACCUGAUAAUUCGGCUGUAUUCACAUUUAACAUCCGUAAUUUUUUCUUUUUUUGAUUAUUGGUCUAAAAACGCGUUACCAGUCAAAACUGUCAUAGAGAUGCUAGAAGACACGCCCAAGUAAGUGAUAUUAUUUUGGGCUGGGUUGUUCAAAACCCGAUUAAA
Messenger RNA from Orbicella faveolata, 3890 nucleotides. Its product is annotated as tachykinin-like peptides receptor 99D. Lineage: Eukaryota; Metazoa; Cnidaria; Anthozoa; Scleractinia; Merulinidae. Gene Ontology annotation, molecular function: G protein-coupled receptor activity. Gene Ontology annotation, biological process: G protein-coupled receptor signaling pathway. Gene Ontology annotation, cellular component: plasma membrane. The record is from RefSeq and is a predicted model, not a curated record.